AAUAAAGGUGGAAAUGGUGGUGGAUUGGUGUUCUUUACGUUAAAAGACUAUCGGUGGUGUUGCGUUUUGAUGGUGAUUUUAGUAAAUAUAAACCUACUGUAUGUCUCUGUAAGACAGUUUAGUUGUGAAAAUAACUUUUUACGGUGUAAAAGCUGGUUAAACUAAAUUAUUUCCAGAAAUGUCGGAGCAAGGCGAUGUUCAACAACCCAGCAGUCCUGCCGAGCGAGAUAAAGUUCCUUCGAGGGUGGUAAUUCCAGAAUCAGAAAUUUCAUCCCUAAGUCCAACGGAAUGGGUGAACCGAUGGCAUCAACAAGAAUCAUAUGUAACGAGUUUGGAAAAAAAAUUAUCCAUUCAAGAAGGCGAAAUUGUUGAAUUGCGGCAGUCAACAGACCGCCUGAAGCCGCAGCUUCUCGAUGCUCAACAACGGGAAAAAGUGUUGAUGCGACGUUUGACUGCUAAGGAACAGGAAACGCAAGAUUAUGUGUGUCAGCUCAACGAAUUGAAGAACUCUCAGGUUCCGUCUUCGUCGUCGUCGUUACGAACGGCCCUCUUGGACCCGGCCGUGAACAGCCUCGUUCACCAGCUACGGCAAGAGCUCCAAGAGACGAAAAACAAACUCGAGAGCACGCAAAACGAACUGGCAGCGUGGAAGUUUACGCCGGAUAGCAACACCGGCAAACGGCUGAUGGCGAAGUGUCGCUUGCUGUACCAAGAAAACGAGGAGUUGGGCAAAAUCACUAGCUCGGGCAGGAUCGCGAAGCUAGAAAGCGAUCUCGCGUUGCAGAAGAGCUUCUCGGAGGAGGUGAGGCAGUCGCAGAACGAGCUGGACGCUUUCCUCGCCGAUCUCGACGAGGACGUGGAGGGCAUGCAGAGCACCAUCCUUUUCCUGCAGACGGAAUUGAAAAAAGCGAAGGACGCGACGCAGGUGUUGCAAAAGGAGAACAGUACUUUGAAAAUGGCGAACGGACGAGCGAACGGUGACUCGAAUAGUGUUUGUGAACAAGACCGGACCGAUUCCGACUCCGAGUUGGAGAGGACGCACGCCAAGCGGGUUCGGAGGUCGUCAGUGUUGAGUAUAGACUUCAACGAGGACGACGCGUUGGUGAUUAGCACCAACGGUGACGUGGCGAUGUCGUCGGACGCCGAAUAGUGGGGUGCGGGGCGGUCGCUCAUCGGCUUCCGACGGGAGGUCUGAUUUUAUCCCCCCCCCCCCUAUUCUUCGUUAUAUAUGUGCCCCAAGCAGCGACAAAUUUUACCCAUACAGACAGACGUAGGAGGUGUGAGGCCUAAGGAGACGUCGGGGUACUAAACGGGGGGUCGUUGCAAUUCUUUUUAACUGUAUCGGCGUGUUAAGAGUUUUAGUGGUUGUACGUUGUACCGGGUGGCUCACAACGGCGAAUUGAUUGAAGUUUAGUCGGAAUUAUACCCAUUUGUUAAACACAAAUUACAGGUUGCUAAUUGACAGGGACACUUUCACUAUACUUCGACAAAAAUAUGUUACUUUGAGAAUAUUAAGGCAACAUUCCGUGCGUAGCGUUUUAAUAUCAUUUAUUUUAUAAACAUAUAUAAACAUUACAUGCCGUCUAGCUAACUAUCUAUUUCCAGUCUUUUCUAUUUAGGGCCAAAUUUUUAGCUUUUACCCAUGUCCUCGUUCUCUUCUUCACAAUCUUUCCCAAAUGCUGUCCCACGUUUCUCUGGGUAUUAUUCCUCUUUUCCUUUUUCCCAUCCUUUUAACUCUGCCAAACUCUUUUAACCGGUACAGUGCGGCUCUGUAAAUGGUCCCACCAGCCAAAUUGUUUCUUUUCUAUGAAUUCUUCUAUGGAUUCUACUUUUAACUCUUUUCUUAUUUUGUCUCUUCUGGUUAUUCCUUUUAUUCUCCUCAAGUAUUUCAUCCCUGCUGGUCCAAUUUUGCUUUUGUCCCUAUCUGACAAUACCCACGACUCAGAGUCAUAUGCAACGAUUGGUCUGUAAAUUGAUUUGCAAACUUUCAUCUUAGUUUCCUUGAAAAUUUGUUUUUUAUUUUUCUAUUUUAUUAUUUAAUUCUGUAUUCGGGCCUCCUAUUUCUUUGAACAUAAUUCCCAAGAACUGGAACCUACUAACUUGUUCUAUUAGUGUCCCACUUGUUCUGAUUUCUCUUUUUCGUUUGAUACUGCCAUAACUUUGGUUUUAUUUAUGUUUAUUUUUUUGCCGUUUUGUGUCAAUAUCUGAUCCCAGUUAUUUAGAUUUUCCUCUAUAUCUUUUGAGAUGCCUGCUAUGUCCAUUCCGAUAUGACACAUUCUAGUUGUCGGUAUCCAACGUAAAGAGUUUUUGAUCGCAGUUCUGUCCAUAUAAAUUAUGAAUAUUAAAGGGCUUAAACUACCUCCCUGCCUCACGUCUUGGGUUAUAAAUUCAUGUUCUUACUUAUUACACAAUUUCUUGUUUAAUUGUAUAAGCAUUGUCAACCUUUCUAGCUUGUAGGCUUUUCCAGGUUUUUAUUCGGUGAACUCUAUCAAACGCUUUUUCCAUAUCUAAGUAUGGCACUACGUAUACCGGUUUAUGUCUUGCCAAUUUUCUCGAAAUGAUUUCUUUUGUUUCAGUUAAAGUUGGUUCUACUUUUGAUCGUAGUCUCUUUUCAAUUAUUUUGUCAAACAGUUUCAAUGGUGCACAUAGCAUGCAUACAUAUCAUUUUUAAAAGUAAAAUUAUUGUUGUUCAUUUUGUAUUUUUUUCCCAGCAUUAUUGAAAACUUUUCCAAAUAAUGUUGAGAUUGAAAUUUAACAUAACUAUCGUCAAUGCCAGUUAAACAAAAAUGACGUAUCACAAAUUCCGACUCUACUGUAUUGUUACUGUUUUUUCACAAGGGUCGUUUCGAACCCUUGAAAAAAUUAAAAAUUUUAAAUUUAAUGGAAAACCGAACAUCUCCGAAGACAGUUUGUGGAGAUUGCAUUUUAGAUAAUUUAUCGCGAGGUAUUUGAAAAGUGGAAGAUUUUAGGGGAGUUCUAGCAAUACUUUUUUAAAGGUAGGACUUCCUCUAUACUGGGUGUUUCAAAAACGCUCGGUUGUUUUCUAAUUAACGUUAGUUUGGUUAAUAAACAUGUGUCUCAAUAUUUCUGAAAUGGGCUUAAGACAAGAAAUUACACCACAAAUACCUUUGAGUGUGUGUAGAUAUAAAAUUUUCUAAACAGUUUUUCAUAAAAAGAGAUACCCUUGUUUGAAGGCAAAAGUAUUCUUGUUUUGGAGUUAUAAAUUAUUUUAUGCAAUAUUCAUGCUAAGGACGCAGUAUAUCUCAGGGAAUAAUGGUUGGUUCAGAAACAACUAUGAAGUAAAAAUAUCCUAAUUUCUAAACUUAAAUUUUGUCAUCAGCAACUUUUAUGACCCAAUCAAAGAUGUUUGUGGAUGUUUUUUUUGGGAUACAUGUUCAUUAAUCACGUUAACGUUGUUUUUUAAUAUUACUAAUAAUUUUUUUUAAUUUUUCAUUUAUGACCAUAUUUGAUAUGGUUAAUAAAUGAUUAUUAUUAUUAAAUCUUAAAUCUUAUCCAAGUGUUUCCUUAAACUAUAUCACUUAAUAAUUACAAUAUAAUAAUAAUUAAGAAUUAUUACAUUAAUGAAAUAAAGGAAAUGGAACUCAAAACAAGAAUAUAGUUUAAAUAACUACAUGCUUCAACAAUUAUUUUCGUGCUUUAAUAAAUUUAAAUUAAUUAUUUACUUAAAGUUUUAUUAAUACUUAGUCCAUUAUGUCAUAGAGCAGUUUUAAGAGCACAACUUAAUUUAAACAUUCAAUUGAAUUUCAAAGUUUAAAGUAGAAACAAAACACGUAGUAUUUAAAUGUGGACUUUUGAGUAUAGAACUGCGAAACCUUCCGAAUAAGGUAAUAAUUUAAUUUAUAAAUCUUCUGGAUUCCUCCUGCGUCGGUUAUUGAUGAAUCGAACUUGCAGACGUUUCGCCAAUAAUAGUGUUGGCUUCUUUAGAGCUUAACACACUCUUCAACAGCUUCCAAUAAGCCCUAAGCCAACAGCAUGAUUGGCGAAACGUCAGCAAGUUCGAUAUAUAACUAACCAAUGCAGGAGAAAUCCAGAAAAUUUGUAAAUAGUAUUAUAGUAGCUUGUGGAAGUUUUGGUUACUUUUGUGGAAGUUUUUUUUAAAAAUUGACAAAACUAAACUAAUUAACAAAUAGGGGACCAAAUAAUGGUGAGAAUAUUCCAGGCAAAUUAAAAUCAAAAGGUAGUGAGAUUAUUAGAAAUUUAUGAAAAGAUUUUUGCCCACAAACGGUAAAGGAUAAUUUGUUUCGCAAAAUUCGAAAAUCAAAGAAAAUGCAGGAUCUGUUAUUUAAGAAAACUAACUAAAUAGCCCCCUUAGAAUUUCCAAAAAUAUUAUGUAAGAAACGUCCUUCAUGUAUGUUCGGUUUUCUAUUAAUGUAAAGAACUUUUGUUUUGGUAAGGGUAAAAAACCGGUUGAAACAACAUAGCAUGUUCUUUGUCUCUUCGUCUGUGUAAUUUAAUAUCCCACCGUGAACCACCCGGUAUAUAGGUUUUAUUCGUUUGCACAAAAAAAAUCUAUCGGAGAUGAGCACCGUUUGUAUGAGAAAUGGACUCUAUAGAACAGUGAGUGAAAAAAAAAACUGAUGAACAGCAUAUGAAAGUUCGUACAUACCCUUUUAAAAAAGGGAUGAUUUUUGUACAUUAUGGGAAAGAAAGAAUGCGGACUUCGGAAGUUGUCCCUAGGAAACGAAUGUUUCCGGCAGUACUUUCGGAUCGGCACUGUGUAAAAUGUCCAAAAUAUUAAAUAAAUUUUUUAAACAUCCAGUAGCGUCAAAAGGGGCAUCAUUCGUCUCCCGUUUGAAAACACAUUAUCAAAACAUGAAAAAUUGCGAAGUUUGCCGUUACACAAUUUGCGUGUAUAAAAAAAAUAAGUCGAUUUCGAUAAGGCCAUUUAGACGGCGAUCGAAAUGAAGCCGAAGGAUCGCCGCGGAACACCGGAUCGAUUUGUUUUUUUAAUGAUUCCUUAUCUUUUUUACACUUGUUAAUAAUUGUAAAGAAAAAUCGACAUUUUUAUUUAAAUGUUGCUUAAAUAAAUUAAUGUUUACUU
This is a messenger RNA of Cylas formicarius (sweet potato weevil), 5062 nucleotides long. RefSeq names its product pre-mRNA-splicing regulator female-lethal(2)D (gene fl(2)d). The record is from RefSeq and is a predicted model, not a curated record. Gene Ontology annotation, cellular component: nucleus. The transcript has 4 exons. The coding region runs from base 179 to 1150 and encodes 323 amino acids. NCBI's taxonomy places the organism in Eukaryota, Metazoa, Arthropoda, Insecta, Coleoptera, Brentidae. Gene Ontology annotation, biological process: regulation of alternative mRNA splicing, via spliceosome.